AUGGCGGUACAACGGUCGACCCCCUCCAGAUCGCCACCCGCGACGGCAGACACCCGUCCCUCUGGAACAGGGUCCACACCGGAUGAUAAGCAGCACCUACCGCAGACGUCUCCGGAGCGGCUUGCUGCAGAAGCCGCUGAUCGUCAGGACGCGGACGAGGGGGCCAAGCCGGACACGAUCCUGUACCUGGCCUACGGGUCGAACAUGGCGGCGCAGACCUUCCAGGGCAUGCGAGGCAUCCGGCCGCUAUCACAAGUCAACGUCUCGGUCCCGACGCUCCGCCUGACCUUCGAUCUCCCCGGCAUCCCGUAUAGGGAACCUUGCUUUGCCAAUGUAGACUUUAGAAAAAUGCCCGAGAAGCCGAUACUUCCCACCCCGCCGCUGCCGCUCCCCGAGUGGGACGGUGGACUGAUGGGUGUCGUGUAUGAAGUUACCAAGUCAGACUAUCGCGAUAUCAUGCGAACUGAAGGCGGAGGCACCAGCUACAAGGAGAUUUACGUCCCAUGCAUCCCGCUCCCGGCUGGUGUUCAGAUCCCCGAGAGGCCACCGUUCGACAAGCUUCCCAAGCCAUUCGUCGCAAGAACCCUCUACUGCCCGUCCCUGCCACAAGACAUCCCAGUCAAGCGCAAGUGGUGGCAGCGACUAUUCUCGCGUCCCAACCGAUCAGGCAGCGGUGCCCAGGCUAGCGAACGGUAUCUCAACCUGCUCAGGGACGGCGCGCGGGAGCAUGAGCUCCCGGAGGUCUAUCAGAAGUAUCUCAACUCUCUCCAGUCGUACCAAAUCACCUCCUGGAGGCAGAUGGUCGGCCAGGUCCUGCUUCUUAGCAUUGGAGGGCCCGCCUUCCUCACAAUGGUCACGAUCGGACGGUUCUUUGCCGACGAGAACGGCAAGUUCCCGGCAGUACUGGCCGCCGGCAUGAGUUUCAUCUUCAAUGCCAUCUGGGGCGCGUACGACUGUGUCUUCAAACCCCUGUUUGGCGACGGUGAGCGGACGAUGGAGCCAGGCAAGACGAGAGCAGGGGUGGUUGCGGCUGAAAGAAGACCCUUACUGGGGUGA
Clonostachys rhizophaga is the source of this 1056-nucleotide messenger RNA. The record is from the annotation of a GenBank genome assembly. Lineage: Eukaryota; Fungi; Ascomycota; Sordariomycetes; Hypocreales; Bionectriaceae.